AUGGAGGCCUCGGACGGACUAGGGGGCGAAGGGGACAAGGCACAAGAGAAGGUGACAGAAGCGCCCUGUCUGGAGAGAAGCUCCAGCACCAUUCCAGCUGGAGACUCACUCAUCCGCCAUGCAGAGGGCCUGGGACAGGACACCUUCAAAAUUUGUAAAGAAUAUUUGAGACCUCUAAAGAAGUUUCUUCGAAAAUUGCACUUGCCCCGGGAUCUACCCCAAAAGAAGAAACUUAAAUACAUGAAGAGGAGCCUGAUGGUUCUAGGGGACCACAUCAAUACCUUCCUGCAGCACUAUUGCCGAGCUUGGGAAAUCAAGCAUUGGAGGAAGAUGCUCUGGCGUUUCAUCUCACUCUUCUCAGAGCUGGAUGCCAAACUACUGCGCCGACUGUACAAGUACAGCAAGAGCGACCAGAAUGCCAAAUUCCUGGUGGCAUUCCGGCCCUUGGACACCUCAGAGACAGUCACCUCCCCUACUGAGCAAAGCAACAGCCUGCCCAAGCUCUAUAAUGCCUGGGGCCUCCACCAGGACUCCAGCUGUUCAAAAGAAAAGCUCAACAGGAUGCAGGGCCUUGCCCCUGAAGCCUGCCUUUCUGGGAAGCAGAAACAUGGGGGCCAGAUCAAGAGAGGCACUCCAAUGAGCCCUACUCUCCUCCCUCCAGCAGAGGAUGCCAGCCCUUUCCCCUUGCUGUAG
Messenger RNA from Vombatus ursinus (common wombat), 693 nucleotides. RefSeq names its product chromosome unknown C17orf64 homolog (gene CHCT1). The transcript is spliced from 6 exons. Lineage: Eukaryota; Metazoa; Chordata; Mammalia; Diprotodontia; Vombatidae. The record is from RefSeq and is a predicted model, not a curated record. Bases 1 to 693 code for a protein of 230 amino acids.